This is a messenger RNA of Protobothrops mucrosquamatus (brown spotted pit viper), 1113 nucleotides long. It is a transcript of the gene FOXI2, whose product is annotated as forkhead box I2. Gene Ontology annotation, molecular function: RNA polymerase II cis-regulatory region sequence-specific DNA binding; DNA-binding transcription factor activity, RNA polymerase II-specific. The record is from RefSeq and is a predicted model, not a curated record. Gene Ontology annotation, biological process: cell differentiation; regulation of transcription by RNA polymerase II; anatomical structure morphogenesis. Lineage: Eukaryota; Metazoa; Chordata; Lepidosauria; Squamata; Viperidae. Bases 1 to 1113 code for a protein of 370 amino acids. The transcript is spliced from 2 exons.
AUGAACCCACCGGAGGGCCAGCAGCCCCUCAGCGCUCGCGAUCUCUUGGACGCGGCAGCCACUUUCUGCGACAACAACCGGAGCCUCUUCCCGACCUCGCAGGCGCCAAAAGUCCCGCCCCACGGCGGCCACGGCCUGGGCGACUCGAGCACCGGCGGCGGCCCUUAUCUGUGGCUCAACGGUGCGCCCGUGGCGCACAGCCCCUACUUGGCCGCUCCCAACGGUGCGUCCGGCCCCUUCGUGCCCUCGGCGGCUUAUGGGACGGGCGCCAGGCAGCUGCUGGCCGCCCAGGCGGCGGCCCCCGAGCUCAGCUGGCUGUCCCUGGCCGGCCAGCAGGACUUCUUCAAGGUGGUGCGGCCGCCCUACUCGUACUCGGCGCUGAUCGCCAUGGCCAUCCAGAGCGCGCCGGCCAAGAGGCUCACCUUGAGCCAGAUUUAUCAGUACGUGGCCGGCAACUUCCCUUUCUACAAGAAGAGCAAAGCCGGCUGGCAGAACUCCAUCCGCCACAACCUCUCCCUCAACGACUGCUUCAAGAAGGUGCCGAGGCUGGAGGACGACCCAGGUAAAGGGAAUUAUUGGACCCUGGAUCCCAACUGUGAGAAGAUGUUUGAUAAUGGCAACUUCAGAAGGAAGAGGAAAAGACGAUCUGAUGCAGCUGGUGGGCCUGGCGCCAAUAACAAAAUGGAGGAGAAAAGUAACAGUUGUCUUGUUCAGCCAAGCCCUGAACCUCGCAGCUUGGGCUCUGGUGAGCUGCAGUGCUCUUUGGGAUCUAGGAAUGACUGCAAAUCCCACAGCCUGGACUCUAGCCAUUGUUUCUCCACAUUUGUCUCAACCAUGAACGUUGUGGCCCAUGGCCGGAAUGGUUUCCCCAGACAGCUUUCUGGUGGGCCAGUAUCCGAAUUCACAUCUGGGAGGCAGAAUGGGCCCAAUCUGAACUCCUGCUCUCCUUCAAAUGGCAACCCAGCUUCAGCAUUUGAACUCAGUUCCCAGUCCCACUCCAGGAUGAAUUACUAUGCAGGUGUUGGUGGGCAGUCGAGCUGGCUCAACAGUCCUGUCCUGAGUACCUUUAGUGUGAACAAUCUGAUUUAUAGCAGAGAAGGGACAGAAGUUUAA